CAGCGAGCGGGUAAAUAAAUAUUUAUGGAUGGCUAAACUCUGUCGGUGGCCACAGUGCCAUCCACAAGUGUGUGUCCCCAUGAGCUGAAAAAUGCAGCUGGUGCCGAGCCCUUUUGGGUGGUUUGGCUCGUGGGAUGACCUGACCCGCUCUCCAAAAUGGAUUCCAAGGACAGUCCUAGCUGCGGUUGGUUUAUCCUUCGCCUGGCAACUGGGUUGUGCCCAAAGCUACCCCUUUUAACGGCCAGCACCAAACAACAGGCCGCUAUCUCUCGGCGGGGUCGUAAAUGCCGUAAAUGCCCAAUGCUCUGGCUCACCAGUUCCGUUUGGGCCUUUAUUUCAUCGACGGCUGGCAGACGGUGAAGACGUGUUCUCGACGCGUCCAAAAGGCAACAGUUUGCUGAAUCUCAAGAGGCCCGAUUACUAGGGCAACUUAUCAGCCGUAGCGAUUAAAUGUGCGAUUAGGGUUGCUGGUCAAAAACCAACUUGUCAUCACCUACCCAGCCCAUCCAAUCCAAUCCGGCGCAAGGACAAUGGCCACCCUGGGCGCCUGGGACUACACCAUCCUGGCGGUGGUGCUGAUCAUCUCUGUGGCCAUUGGCAUCUACUACCGCUUUGUGGGCGGCAAGCAGAGCACCACCACCGAAUACCUACUGGCGGAUCGUUCCAUGGGCAUUACACCAGUAGCCUUUAGUUUGAUGGCCAGCUUUAUGUCAGCCAUCACCAUACUGGGCGUGUCCAUGGAAAACUAUCAGUACGGCACCAUGUUCGUUGUGAUCAACCUAUCGUAUGUGCUGUCCACGCCGGUGGCUGCCUACCUCAUCAUACCGGUCUUCUAUCGCCUGAAGACGGCCAGUGUGUAUGAGUAUCUGGAGCUUCGCUUUGGCUAUGCCACCCGACUGGCCGCCUCGCUGAGCUUCUCGCUGCAGAUGGUCCUCUACAUGGGCAUUGUGGUCUAUGCACCGGCUCUGGCCCUCGAAGCUGUCACAGGACUGAACCAGGUCUUUUCCAUCGUCAUCGUGGGAGUUGUGUGCACCUUCUACGCUACGCUUGGAGGGAUGAAAGCCGUACUUAUUACGGACAUUUACCAGUCGCUGCUCAUGUUCGCGGCCGUCUUUAGCGUGAUCAUCUGCGCCUGGGUGAAGGCGGGCAGCCUGGAGGAGAUAUGGCGCGUGGCCCAGGAGAAUGGGCGCAUCAAUUUGAGCAACUUUAGUGUGGAUCCCACGGAGCGACACACCUGGUUUACCCAGAUACUUGGUGGUAGUGCCACCUACCUGGCCAUCUAUGGAGUGAACCAGACGCAAGUCCAACGCCUGAUGGCGGUGAGGAGUUUGAGUGCCGCCCGAGCGGCCCUGUGGUGGUGCCUGCCCAUUCUGUGCCUGCUGAGUGUGAGCACAUGCUUCUCGGGGCUGUGCAUCUACUGGUACUAUCGCAAUUGCGAUCCACUGUUGGAGGGACGGGUCAACUCGCGUGACCAGGUGAUGCCGCUCUUCGUCGUGGACACAAUGGGCGAUUACACCGGCCUGGCUGGCCUCUUCGUUUCGGGAAUCUUUUGCGCCAGCCUCUCAACGAUUAGCUCGAUCAUCAGCUCGCUGGCAGCCGUCACCUUGGAGGACUACCUCAAGCCGUUGGUUAGCUGCUGUGCCAAACGCACACUCACCGAUCGCCAGACCCUGUGGUACUCCAAGCUGCUGUCGCUAUUCUUCGGAGCCCUCUGCAUUGGCAUGGCCUUCAUGGCGGGUUCGAUUGGAGGACUCCUGCAGGCGGCGCUCUCAAUUUUCGGCAUCAUCGGUGGCCCUCUGCUGGGACUCUUCACGCUGGGCAUGUACGUGACCAGGGCCAACGAGAAGGGAGCCAUCGGAGGACUGCUCAUCUCGCUGGCCUUUUGCUUUUGGAUCGGUUUCGGGCAGCCAAAGCCACCCUUGGUUAGCCUGGAUAUGUCCACCGCGGGCUGUCCGCUGAACAAAAGCUAUGCCAGCGACAUUUUCCUUAAAUUUGCGAAGGCGGAGGUUGAGGAUGAGCAUUACUUUUACCUGUACAGGAUCAGCUAUAUGUGGUACGCCGCCCUGGGCUUCCUGAUUACCUUCUUCGGCGGCUGGCUCUUGUCCUGGCUAUUCGAGCUGUUGAACUGGGACAACAAUAGGCGCAUCUACCAGGAUGCGGACUGUACGCUGAUCAAGCAUGAUCUCUUCGUGCCGCCGCUGGCCAAGCGACUGCAACGGCGGCAAAUGCCGCUGCUGGUGGUGACCGGCACCAGUUCGGAGAUUGGCGGCAUCGCGGCGGAGCCGCGGCUAGACGAGAUCGAGUGGGAGAAACACAAGGCUGUGGCGUAGCUUAAAAUCUAGAUUUUCGAGUUUCAAAGCCCUGCUGGGUACUGGGUUCUGUAAAGACCAAUUUUUGGUCUAUCCCUUUCACCCAUCUUAUCAUUGCGAAUGCCAUUCAGCUGAGUCAGCUUUAUUUUAGAUCACUUCAAAACAAACAAAAAAUAGAAAAACCACUUUUCAUUUUUUUUUUUUCCAAUAUGGUUAAGUUUAAUAGCAAUUUUAUACAAGAAAAUAAUUGUCAUAGAAAAAAAAAUGUCUUUUGUAGUUACAUUGUUAUUUAUUCUGUCGUUUUUGAGGGUGCAUCAAAUUGAAACCAUCAAAUUAGAGUAUCAUAUAGUUGUUUCGUUGUUUCUUCCAUCUUCGCGUUCCGAAGAGCGUACUAGCCUUUUCCUCUUGUCAACAUUAUAUUAACUGAACUUUGGCUUUAAUAAACGAUCUGAUUCAUUGAGCAAUCCAAA
Molecule: messenger RNA, 2779 nt
Organism: Drosophila subpulchrella
Lineage: Eukaryota; Metazoa; Arthropoda; Insecta; Diptera; Drosophilidae
Product: putative sodium-dependent multivitamin transporter
Exons: 1
Coding region: 531-2330 (599 amino acids)
Biological process (GO): sodium ion transport; transmembrane transport
Cellular component (GO): membrane
Molecular function (GO): symporter activity
Source: RefSeq, a predicted model, not a curated record